This is a messenger RNA of Tuber aestivum (summer truffle), 255 nucleotides long. The record is from the annotation of a GenBank genome assembly. Lineage: Eukaryota; Fungi; Ascomycota; Pezizomycetes; Pezizales; Tuberaceae.
AUGGAGGAGAGUGAGUUUCGAAACCUCCUAAGCAAGUACUUCCCGGCGCUUUACGACAUCAAAUUUCUCAUGAAGAGUCGCCCCACUCUCAAAGGUGGACUGCAAGACACCGCGGAAGAGACAGGCGUUCCCCCGGUCGGACCGUAGCACCAGGCUGGAAGUGAUAGCUUUUUGACUGCGAAUAUCUUUUUCGAGAUGGCGGGAAAGUUCUACGACGAGAAGACUGAUGACGCCAAGUAUCUGUACGUUAUAUGA